UCCUUUCUCCUAUAAAAUCCCCCCAAACUGUGUUCAUCACAAAUACAAGAAGAACUUGCUUUAGUGAUUACACUUUCUUUUAAUUACAACGAAUUAAAGAUCUCUCAUCUCCAACAAAAAAAAAAAAAAAAAAAAAAAUGUCCUGCUGCGGAGGAAGCUGUGGCUGUGGGUCUGGUUGCAAGUGCGGUAACGGUUGCGGAGGAUGUGGGAUGUACCCAGACUUGGAGAAGUCCACUACUUUUACCAUCAUUCAGGGUGUUGCUCCCAUGAACAACUUUGAGGAAUUCGGAGAGAAAGCAGCAGAAGGAGGAAAUGGGUGCAAGUGUGGAUCAAACUGCACCUGUGACCCUUGCAAUUGUUAAGAUUAUUUCACAGUAAUUUAAGUGUGUGCUAUAAAAGCUUUUGUAAUAAUAACGAUAAGACUGCAGCCAUGGAACUGUGAUCAUCAGCUCUUAGGUUUGUGUGUCGUGGCUUUUCUUUUUAAUUUUGUUUCUCUAUGUAAUGUUUUUCUGCUGUGUGAUUUGGGCUGUAACACAAACCUAUCAUAUCAAUAUACACUACUAUAUGUUUGUUCCUUAAA
Molecule: messenger RNA, 580 nt
Organism: Nicotiana attenuata
Lineage: Eukaryota; Viridiplantae; Streptophyta; Magnoliopsida; Solanales; Solanaceae
Product: metallothionein-like protein type 2
Exons: 3
Coding region: 138-362 (74 amino acids)
Molecular function (GO): metal ion binding
Source: RefSeq, a predicted model, not a curated record